GAGCAUGGACGCGCAUUCACAGUGAAGCCAUUGGUCAUCACCACCGGGAAUUGUAACGUCUGCUGUAUAUGAAAAUCUCCAUUCCGCUUCGGAAAAUUAUUUCUAAUUUCUGUGCAGCGAUAGUUUCGUGAAGUUAUUGAAUGAAAAUAUUUCUUAAAUCAAUUCGCGCCUAAAAUAUAGAAGUGAAAAUGUCGCUCCUCUCUAGGCAAGGAACAAUGGUCCGGAAAAACCGGAACUCGAUCAAAAGGUCAAUCCGUAGGAAGCAGACCAGCUCUAAACGAGAGCGGACAGGGCCUCCCGUGGUGGCCCAACCAACUGUGAUACAAAAGGACCACCCCCAGACCUCGCGGAUCUUAGCUAGUACCGUGGUGUCGUUUGAUGAUCAGCGACACUUAUGGAACACGUCCGUUGAUUGGCGAGCAGGCAGAGGUCAGGAGGUCGAUUCCAUGUAUGAUUCAGUUUUGUUGCAGUUGAAGGAAGCUAGUCACGAUUCCCACAACACCUGUCAGUUUUUGUCGCGUAGUAAAAACAUAAUUUGUCAUACAGUAUUAGUCACCGUUCUGGUGGGCGUGUCCAUGACGUUGCCAGUUGCCAUGAUAUUUAUAGGUGUCAAGUAUAUUAACGACUGUCCCAUCAAGCGCAGCAUUCCCAUUUACCUGCUUGUGGGAGGGUGCAGCGGAGUGUUAAGGAUACUCGCUACAAUGUGGCGGAACAUCCGGUACAGAAGACAGCUAGACUCCUACAACGAUUCUUAUAUCCACGAAGAUUUAUACGUAUCUCAGACCUAUCGACUGAUGGACGUAACACUCAGCUUAUUUCUGAUUGGUUGGCUUAUUGCCGGAAGUCACUGGGUUUUCAGUGUCUGGGAGCCGCCAUUUUCCCAGCCUCUUCAUGAACCCAGUAACUGGUGCGACAGGACUGUGUACAACUUUGCUGUGUAUCAAAUUGCGGGAUCCUACGCAUUCCUUUUCUUUGUUCUGUCUGUAAGCUGCGGAUUGACAAUUUAUCACAAAGCCUGCAGCUGAAAUUAAUUUACUAUUGAUAUAAUUGACCUUUAAAAUAUUCAUCUAAUUCAUAAUUAAUAAUUGUGUGUCAUAAAUGUUUCCAGUUGAUGAUGUGUUUUGUUACUAUUUUGAAUAUUGCAGUUACUACAAUCCAGUUCGAACUUUUUAAUUUUUAUCAUAGACUGUGUUUUGAUGUGUAGGAUAAGAAAAUAUAUUGUUUACACUA
Ostrea edulis (European flat oyster) is the source of this 1230-nucleotide messenger RNA. RefSeq names its product transmembrane protein 272-like. The record is from RefSeq and is a predicted model, not a curated record. NCBI's taxonomy places the organism in Eukaryota, Metazoa, Mollusca, Bivalvia, Ostreida, Ostreidae. The transcript has 4 exons. Bases 189 to 1025 code for a protein of 278 amino acids.